AUGAAGAUAAUCACCUGGAAUGUAAAUGGUCUGCGCACUCUUGACAACUUUCGACAACACAUUAGCCUCCUUGAUCCUGAUAUCCUCUGCUUACAAGAAACCAAAAUCUCAAGAGCCCAGUUAGAUAACGAGCUUGCAAAAUGUUGUGAUUUCUACUCGUUUUUCAACUACCCAUUAAAGAAACAAGGUCAGGCUGGAGUUGCUACUUAUGUCAAGAAGGCAUACUGUCCUCACUUUGUCGAUCUUCUUGCUGAUAAUUUAGACUCUGAUCAAGAAGGCCGAGUGAUAGCAAGCUACCACAAGAAAAGUGAUGGAAAAAUACUGGUUAUUGUAAAUGUCUAUGUACCUUGUGCAUAUCCUGGUGAUGGUGAAAAGUACGAAAAGAAAAUAAAAUUUCUUGAAAAUCUGAAAGCUCAUGUUUCCAAACUAAUUGAGGAAAACAAUGAUGUUGUGUUAGCAGGAGAUCUUAAUGUGAAAACUCGGAUUAUUGACAGUGCUGAAGCAUUCGAAAAUAGGCAUAAUUCUAAGUUUAUUGCAGAAUGGCAUAGUUCACCUGAUAAAAUUAUUUUCAAUUCUUUUCUUGAUGAUCACUUGGUUGACUGUCUUCGGUAUCUAUAUCCUAACAAACCAGAAUGCUACACAUGCUGGAAUGCUGGAUUAAAUGGAAGGAUCAACAACUAUGGAACCAGAAUUGACUACAUUCUUCUAUCAAAAUCAAGUAAAACUUUGAUAAAAUCAUGCUCAAUUAUGUCAGACAUAACUGGCUCUGACCAUUGCCCAUUUUCAACAGAGAUUGAUUUCAGUGUUUUGCCCAGUCCAACUGUUCCACCAGAAUGCACAAUAUUUUACCCUGAGCUGCGAGGAAAGCAAACAAGUCUCUCAUCUAUGUUUUCUAAAAGGAAGGCCGAAAUGAUGAUUGAAAAGAAUAGUACACAAUUAGUCAGUCAUCCUGGAAAAAAACAAAAAACCAACAGUGGUCUAGGAGCAACUCAAAAACAAUGUACUCAGACUAAAUUGAUGUUCUCUGCUAAAUGCAGCAAAGUACAGAAACCCCAAGCACUUCCUAAUCACAAAAGAAAGGCAAGCUCUCCUCCAAAUACAGCAACUCCCAGCAGUGCUGUUUCUGUAAAGUCACUUUUGAGAGGCUUACCUACACCACCAGUAUGUUCAGGUCAUCAACUUAAAUCGUCUUUAAAGACUGUUACAAAAGAAGGUCCUAAUUUUGGAAAAAGAUUCUACUGUUGUUCGUUGCCCAUAGGCCCUUCAUCAUCUAAAUCAUCCAGGUGCAAUUUCUUUCAGUGGCUGGAUAAGUAAUCGGGAUUUAUAAGUACUGAAAUUUAUGCUAAAUUAUAUUGUAUUUUGAUUUUGAAUUAUGACACAUUUGCUUCUUUUAUAAAAGUUUGAUACUUACAACUUAUUAGUAGGAGCUGUUACGGGGAUUAUUUGAAAUUUUGAACAUUUAAAUUUUGCCAGCAUUCUUAAUGAAGCUGGUUUCUAGACCAUUUCAACGCUUUAAAAACGAUAUUAUGUAUGGAGUAAAUCUGGUUCCUUAUAUAUUAGUAUAUUAUACUAUUGUGUCCAAUGAUUUGUUAUGUUGCCAAAUCUGUUGCAGUUUUUCCCGUAAGAGCUUCUAGUAUAUAAGAUAAUAUAUUUUUAAUAAAAAUAUGUUUUAUUUUUUAGAAUUUGGAUUGAGAGCAUUCAUUUGCUUGAUUUUUAAACUUUGGUUUUAUGUGUGACCCCAUAGUUUUUGUUUGGGUAAAUUUAUUAUUAUCAAUUCGGAUCUAUCCCAUGAGAUUGUAUCAUUUCAC
Messenger RNA from Bolinopsis microptera, 1808 nucleotides. Its product is annotated as exodeoxyribonuclease-like. Gene Ontology annotation, biological process: base-excision repair. Gene Ontology annotation, molecular function: endonuclease activity; double-stranded DNA 3'-5' DNA exonuclease activity; DNA binding. The coding region runs from base 1 to 1314 and encodes 437 amino acids. The transcript is spliced from 3 exons. Lineage: Eukaryota; Metazoa; Ctenophora; Tentaculata; Lobata; Bolinopsidae. The record is from RefSeq and is a predicted model, not a curated record. Gene Ontology annotation, cellular component: nucleus.